Messenger RNA from Zea mays, 841 nucleotides. Its product is annotated as sialyltransferase-like protein 4. The coding region runs from base 43 to 615 and encodes 190 amino acids. The record is from RefSeq and is a predicted model, not a curated record. Lineage: Eukaryota; Viridiplantae; Streptophyta; Magnoliopsida; Poales; Poaceae. The transcript has 5 exons.
AAAAAAGAGGCACUAAUCGUUAAGACGACAAUACAUGAUAUCAUGAACCAAAUGAUUCGGGAACUUCCAAUAACCAAUCCAGUAUACCUCAUGCUAGGCACAUCAUUUGGUUCCUCAGCUAAAGGAACCGGGCUUAAAGCUCUUGAAUUUGCCCUCUCCAUCUGUGACAGUUUUGAUAUGUAUGGCUUCACCGUAGACCUAGGUUACAAGGAAUGGACAAGGUACUUCUCAGAGGUAAGAAAGGGACACACUCCACUACAUGGUAGAGCAUAUUAUCAGAUGAUGGAAUGUCUUGGUCUGGUGAAAAUCCAUUCACCGAUGCGAGGAGAUCCUGGCAGGACAGUGAGGUGGCUGCCUACCAAGGCUACCAUCGAGGCUGCUAGAGUUGCUUCCGAGAAGUUGUUGAAGAGACCUGGUGCUGGAAGUGAUGAUCCUCUGGGGACUUGCACCAUGAUAAAGAAGCGCAGGAAAGGGAAGGCGCCAAACAGAUCUAGUCUACGAGAUGCUGCCAUGAAGCAUCUCGAGGACAUGAAAGGUGCCACCAGGUAUCCCUUGGAGCGGAAUGCAGGGGGUGGUUACCUCUGCAUGAUCAAUGAUAGAUACGACCGCGUCUGAUUAUGGCAUCAGUGCCCCCUCCACUUGAGUCGAAGAAAGGAAUGCUUGUGAUAAACUUGCAGUUUGAGGGAACAAAAAGGUCGAUUCUUUGAUUUAUGCAGCUGGUGUACAACGUUUGAGUGUAGUGAAAGUUAGGUGUAAUGUUUUGAGUGUAGAGAAAGCUAUAUGUUGUGGAUGGAUACGAAUGGUCAAAUUGUAGCACUUUUGGUGCUUAUAAUACUAAUAG